This is a messenger RNA of Tachysurus fulvidraco (yellow catfish), 4042 nucleotides long. RefSeq names its product polymeric immunoglobulin receptor-like. The record is from RefSeq and is a predicted model, not a curated record. Bases 757 to 2289 code for a protein of 510 amino acids. Lineage: Eukaryota; Metazoa; Chordata; Actinopteri; Siluriformes; Bagridae. The transcript is spliced from 8 exons.
AAAUUCUAAAUAUUUUAAUAUCAGAAGGUGUUCGUCCAAAGUAUCACCAGAAAUGUCUACAAUUCAGACACAGUGCUGCUCACAGCUUAUUGACUGUUGAAUAUGGUGUGGAGCUGAUGCAGUCUGAAAAGUUGAUCCCGGAUCCAUGGAUACAUUGUGGCUGCCACAGAGCAGAGUUGUUAAGAUCUCUGUCAAAAAGUGAGACAUGGAGGAGGAUGCAAGCGCAGAUGGAGCAGUCUUUAGUAAACACAGUGUCAAACAAUGAAAAACAUCAACAAAAAUCCAAUUAAGAAGCAGAGGUUGGAUGAUCAGAAAACAGACAUAAACAAGCACAGGCAAAAACAUGGGAGUCAGGGAUCAAAAACAGAGGUUGAAUAAAUGAGAUCUAAACAUCUAACAAGCUGGUAAUUAAACAGGGAUAUGGGAUUAAGUGGAAGUGUUUUCCCAAAGCAGCAACAGAAAUUAGAUUGAUUACACACUGUAACUGACCAGAAGCUCCUUUUGUGUUUGAAAUUUGAAAGCAUUUGUAAAGUGCUUAUGAAGUUCACAAAUAUUUCAGACACACUUCCUGUUCAGCUCUUUCUCACACAAAUAGAAGUGGAAGUGGGUGCAGCAUCACUUUAUGGGUAAGACACAGAUGAAGACACGACACAUUCAUAGAGCAGGACAGAGACAGUAACAGUGUGUAACAGAACAGGAGCUUUAAUAUCUUUUUGAAGCAGAGUUGGUAUAGAGAUCUGUGAGAGUGAACUCAGGAUGAAGAUCCUCCUCAUCUUCACCCUCUGUCUGAUCUCAGAUGGAGGAGCCUCAAAGGAAGUAACAGGAUAUUCAGGAGGAGGAAUCCUUAUCAAGUGCAAGUAUGAUACAGCAUACAAAGAUAAACAAAAAUAUUUCUGUAAGGGUUCAAUGCCAGGCUGUCUUGACCAAAUAAAGACAGGAGAUAAAAACCAGUGGGUAAAUUCAGGAAGAUUCUCACUGUUUGAUGACACCAAAUCAUCAGAGUUCUGGGUGAUGUUCAGAGAGCUCACUGUACAGGACACUGGGACGUACCAGUGUGGAGUUGAUAAAACUUUAGUGAAAGACAUUUACACACCGGUGGAACUGAAGGUAAAGGAAGGGUCCUUGGUUUCUAGAGAAGUGACUGCAUAUGCAGGGGGAAGAAUUAACAUCAAAUACAGAUAUGAGGAUGAAUAUAAAGACAAAUUAAAGUCAUUCUGUAAGAUCGGAACACAUCAGUGGUGUUUUAAUCAAAAACAACCAAAACUGAACAGUGAAUGGUCACAUGAUGGCAAAUUCUCAAUUCAUGACAACAGAAGUGCAGGAUUCUUCAGUGUGUUUAUCAUAGAGCUGAUUAUAGAGGACACAGGAACAUACGCGUGUGGUGGUCUUGUGUCUGAUAAACUGGCGGUCUACACUGUAGUGACACUGAAUGUAACAGAAGGUCUGUCCUAUGAAAAGUCCAUCAGUGAGACUGUCCAUGUAGGAGGAGAUUUAACUGUCAGAUGUAAAUACCCACAAUCCCUCAGGAGUGACCCCAAGUUUCUCUGCAGGAGGACACAAGAUUUUGCUUGUUUUUAUAAGGACUCUGUUAAAGAUACUAGAAAAAAUAUAACUUUUGGGAAAUUCUCCCUGUAUGAUGACAGAGAAAAACAAAUCUUCACUGUAAAUAUUAGAAAUGUAACUAAGCAGGACUCUGAAUACUGGUGUGGAGCUGAAAAAAACUGGACGUCUGAUCAUGGAUACAAGGUUUAUUUCACCCGGAUCAACCUGACAGUCACUGAGCAAUAUGUCCCAGUUUCAACCUCAAAGCGAACACAUCCUUCAUUUUCAUCAUCACCAUCAUCAUCAUCAUCCUCAUCAACAUCAUCCCCACUUCUUCGUCUCACAGAUAAAAACAAAUCCCGGACUUCUUCAGCUUCUCCUCCAGCAGGAUUUCCAGCUUCCACUGUUAUCACUGUGUCUGUAAUUCUGCUACUGCUUCUGAUUGGAACCAUAACCGUCUUCAUGGCACUACAAAAGAGACAAAAGUUGCAAGCAGAUUCAGCCUCUACUACUUCUGGUCAAGACCCAGGAAACCAAGUGGUUCCUCUUGAUAUCUGUGAAUAUGAAGAGAUAAAAGACAGCAGACGACUUUCUGCCUCAGAUGCUGGAAAUUCCACAAUUUACUCUACAGCUGAACUACCCACAAUCCCCUCUGAUCAUCACACGGUUUAUGCAAAUUCAAAUACCCACAAGCCCCUACGAUUCUGCUGUUUGACCUACUGCUCAACUGCCCACAAUCCGCUCUGAUCAGGACAUCUACUCUACAGCUCAGUUACCUACAUGUCUCUCGGCUGCAGAAUCUGAUGAAGGUCUGAAUUACACAUCAGUGAGUUUUCAUGCCAAAUCCACCAGCUCUAAUGAUGCAGCUGCAAAGAUUAUCUUUAAGAAGACAGAGGUCUUGUGUGACUACUAUUCACUUAGUCAUGUUACUUCGCUAGUUUAUCAUUAUUACUCCAAGUAUGUGUUGGUGGAACUAUAUACAACUUUGUCUAUUACAGUACUUUGUUCUUCCAUUUGCUCUUGGUCAUUUCUCUUAACCAGUGAGGAUGAACGCCUAUCCCUUUUCUAUCUUUUUUAUUGACACUUUCUUCUGGCUGUUUAACAAACAAGACAUUUUGAUAACUAUCCUUGGACAACCAUUGUUUUUUUAAUUUUAAACGACUCUGAUAAAAUUUUAUUAAAAUGGCUGUUAUUAGAGAAAUGUGUUAGAGAAAUGUGGUUGAACUGUUAAGAGAGGCUAUCACAGUUUACUUCUGCUGUAGGCUACUGUCUAGUGAAUUUUUGGAGAAUUCACAUCAUAAACAGUUGAGAGACAGUUAAAGCAUGGAAUUUGUACCAUGUUACUGAAAGGUGACAGUGACUCUCUCCGACCCAGCACACACAUCCUCACAGUGUGUCAAUCUGCUUGGUUUGCUUAAAGUCAUAACUUUUUUGUGUUUAUUGCAUUUCCCAAAUUCUUUCUUGAGGAGCAGUUUAACUGCCCUGUUUGUCUCGACUUGCCCAAUGAGCCCAUGAUGAUUCUGUGCAGGACACAGCCCUGCUCAUGCUCAAGUAUGUCUUUCACUUGCAAGGCCUCCCAUGAAACAUUGUAUCCGAUCAUGGUCCUCAGUUCAGCUCUAACUUCUGGAGAGAGUUUUGACAGCUCCUGGGGUCACCAUCAGCCUGUUCUCUGGGUUCCAUCUUCAGUCUAAUCGACAAACCGAAAAAUGAAGGCCUCGGAAAAUGGAGCCUUUGCCCUCCCUCAGCCCUUGCCCUGUUCAAGCGUUGCUGACACGUCUGGAAAAAAGCUUGUGUGGUCCCACUCAAUGCUUCUAGGAGCUACACCUGGUGGUCCAAUAACAAGCGCUGUCCGGUACCCCCGUAUCGUGUCGGUCAGAGGGUCUGGCUAUCCACCAGAGACCUGCAGCUUAAGGUGGCCUGCAGGAAAUUUACCCCACGCUUUGUUGGGCCUUUUCCCAUCUCCAAGGUGCUAAAUCCAGUGGCAGUCUGACUCAAGUUCCCCAGAGUCCUACGUAUUUACCAUAGAUUCAAACCAGUUCAAACCUGCUCGCUGGUUCCCUCCACCAGAACCCUUCAACUCACGCAUUUCAUUGAUGGGGGCCCUGCUUACACUGUUCGCCGGCUCCUACACUGUUCGCAGUAAGGGAUUACAGUAUCUGGUUGAUUGGGAGGAUUAUGGAUUUUGGAUGCUGAUCUCAUCAUCCAGUUCCAUCGUGAUCAUCCUAACCAGCCAGGAGGGAUUUCAUGAGACACCCCGUUCGAGGGAGGGGUACUGUUAGCAACUCUUCUCAGUUUUCCCUGUACACUGUGAUUUCAUCCCACCUUGUUCCUUUUCUGCCCUGCCUGGUUUGACUCUGUUUGUUUCUGGUUUCUGUGUUUUUGCCUGCCCUGUAUUACCGUGCCUGCCUGUGUACCAGAUUAUUGGACUGUUUUUCACUCUCUGCAUUUGCCUGCCUUGCCUAAUUAUUUUUUCAAGCUCAUUAAAGACUUUUAUUAUUUA